This is a messenger RNA of Eremomyces bilateralis CBS 781.70, 825 nucleotides long. RefSeq names its product t-SNARE. The transcript has 2 exons. NCBI's taxonomy places the organism in Eukaryota, Fungi, Ascomycota, Dothideomycetes, Eremomycetales, Eremomycetaceae. Gene Ontology annotation, cellular component: SNARE complex; endomembrane system; membrane. The record is from RefSeq and is a predicted model, not a curated record. Gene Ontology annotation, biological process: Golgi to vacuole transport; intracellular protein transport; vesicle fusion. Gene Ontology annotation, molecular function: SNAP receptor activity; SNARE binding. The coding region runs from base 1 to 825 and encodes 274 amino acids.
AUGUCCUUCGACGACUCCUCUCGCCUCGAGUCGCAGCCAUCAGCAUGGCGGCGCGAGGACGACCCCCAAUACACCGAUGAUCCGGAGUUCCGCACCUUCACCACCGAGCUGGGCGAUAAGCUAUUUAGCCUCACCAGCAACGUCUCGCGGUUGAGCCAACAGGUCGCGCUGCUGGGCACGCGGCGGGAGACGGCGCGCGUGCGGGAACGGGUGCGAGAUCUGAUCGAGGAGACAGGGAACGGGUUCAAGGAUAUCGGCGAGGGCCUCAAGAAAGUAUCGGCGUGGCCGGACUCUGGGCCAUCGCAGAAGUUCACGCAAGGGAAACUGAACCGCGAGUUCCAAGCGUCGUUGACCGAGUUCCAAGCCCUCCAGCGCGCAGCGAUCGACAAAGAGCGCGCCUCCGCUGCCGCCGCUCGUGCCGCGCUGGACGACCAACACCAGCAGGAGGCCGCGUCAUCCGGCGGGCAUGGGCUGCAGCAACAACACCAGCAGGAAGAGCAGCAGCACCUCGCCAACCAGGAUGAGGUGGACUUCCAGGAGGGGCUCAUCGUCGAGCGGGAGCGGGAGAUCCGUAACAUUGAGCAGAGCGUCACGGAGGUGCAGGAGCUGUUCCGCGACGUGGCGCACAUGAUCCACGAGCAGGGCGAUCAGUUGGAUAUCAUCUCCACGAACGUGGAGGGGGUACGGGAUGAUACGCGGGGGGCGCACGUGGAGCUACGGACGGCGCAGCGGCAUCAAAGAAAUGCGAGGAACAAGGCGUGCUGUUUGCUACUAAUCCUGGCGGUUGUUCUGACCAUUGUGAUCUUGGCGGUUGUUUUAGCGUAG